AUGUUUUACCACGUGUAGUACGCGGGUCGGUCGUAUCGCAAACAGACCGGAAUUGAAAUUGUUGCUAACAUUCGUACAUUUCGCACCGGAUUACUGCAGCCACCGUCAUGUGCGCCAAGCUAAGCAAAAAGUCCGAUGCAAUACUGCGGCGGAAGGCAUCGUCGGCCGUCCAGAAACCGAAUCCGUUCGAAACGGUGGUGAUGAAAUCGAAACACGCCGUGCUCAACCGUGGCACACAAUCAAAGCAUCCCGGCAAGCUGCAGCGGAUAUCGAACGAGAAGCGCGAUCAAACGCUGGGCAAAGAGUUUGCGCUGCUGAACAAAACGAACCGCUUUCUGGAUGCGCGAACCAACGGCAAAUAUGCACGUGGUCCGUCGAAGAAGGCACAGGCGAAAGAAAUGUUCAACCUAAACCUAACGCACGGCGGGCGUACGAUGCACGAAAUCGAACGGUUCGAUGAUGUGCCGGAUGGGGUCGAUGAUGAUGAGGAUGAGGAUGGAGUGUUGCAAGAAACCUUCACGCGGGAAACGCAUUUCGGUGGCGGAUCGGAUGACGAGGGCGCUGGAAGGGAUCGGAAAACGGUCAUCGAAGAGAUGAUUGCCGAAAGCAAGCGACAGAAGACGGAACGCCAGCGGGAAAACGACGAACUGUACGAUAUGCGGCAGAAGCUAGAUGACGAGCUGGAGAAUUUGAUGCCACAGUUCAAUGAGCACAUACGGAAGGACAACGAACGGCCGAAACCGGACGAUUACGAUAGAGCGUUGCGUGAGAUGAUCUUUGAGCCGCGCGGCGUACCAACCGAGAAGCUGAAAGCGAUUGACGAGGCGGCCACUGAACAGAAGCGACGGGAGGUGCUGGAGCGCGAAAAGCAGGAACGAAUGCAGGCCGUACCGGCAGCGACGACGAGCGCCAAUCGACCAGUGUCGGCGGAUGCGUUGUGCGAUGACUACGCGGUAGAAGAUGUCGGUAACGAUGACGAUCCCGAUGAGGAAUAUGGGGAGGACAAUGGGACCGGUGAGAAUGAUGAUGAAGAGGAAGAGAAUGAAUCGGACGACGGUUCGGACGGUGAUGAUUCGGAUGGUAGUGAUGUGGAUAGUCUGUCGGAUCUGAAAGCAGCUACACAGCACGCCAGUGAGGAUGAGUCAGAAUCGGAAGCCGAGCCGGAAUCGGUGCCGGAAAAGGAAAUCGCCCCAAAAGUAAAGGCACCGGUAAAAACGGCCCCAAAGGAAGAGAAACCUGUGCUGCGUGUGGUGGACGUGCCGCGAGAGUACGAACAGUUUGCCGAGAUGCUUGAGGGUAAAAGUGUUAGCGAACGGAUCAACCUAGUAGCGAGCAUGGUGCACACGCUGAAACAGAAAACAUUUCUGCACAAAUCACGCUGGUCGGUACUGUUUGCGUACAUCCUCAACUAUGUGAGCGCUCGCUUUACGAGUGCCGCUUCGAUUGAGGAGGAUUUUCAAGCGUUAGACCAGCUAACUCCGCUGCUUCACGAUAUCGCGGCGACCGAUCCUUCCGGCAUUGGGCAAGUGUUCCAUAGUGUGCUGGAGGAAAAGUACAAUGACUACAAAAAUCGUCCUCGUCGAUAUCCGGAUCUGGCGACACUGGUGCUGCUGAAGUUGGUGCCACUGCUAUUCUCCGCUUCCGAUCGGAAACAUUCGAUCGUCACACCGGCAUUGGUAUUUACGGGAGAAAUACUUGCCCGCUGUCAGGUACGGAACCGGCGAGACAUUAGCCGUGGAUUGCUGCUCGUCACCACGGUGCUGGAGUGUGUGGAACAAUCCAAACGGUUUCUCCCAUCAGCGAUUGCGUUCUUAACCGGGGUGCUCGAUCAAGCUUGCCCUAAGGAUGCGUUACCGCCAAUCACCACCAUCGUCCAGCCGUUUAAACUAACCUCCAGUAUACUGCUAGCUGAAACGGAAAGUGACAUAAACGAGCCGGAAGUGCUGCAACUUACCGCACAGGAUCUUCUUCUCACGCAAAUAACUUCAUCGUUUAAGGUGCGUGCUGUCGCGUGCACCGUUUCGUUGGUGGGCGCACUAUGCAAGCAGCUCGAAAGCAUCGCAGCAGCAGCAACGAUCGCAAAGCAACUGCUACAACCACUAAACAGCAUACAGAAACGAUCCUAUCCUACGCCGGUGAUGGAACUGUUGCAGCAAACCAACGCCACGCUAACGGAGCUCUCGCGCCGAUCGUUACCCUACCUGGUGCAGGCGGAAAAGAAACCGAAACCGUUGCGUUUGCUCGAACCGAAAAUCAAUCCCGUCUACGAGGAUAUCCGGCGACGGCCAAAGACGGCAAUACCGAUCCGAGAACAGCGGCGCAAGAUUCAGCAGAAGAUCAAGAAGGUAACGCGCGGUGCGAAACGCGAAAUCCGGCUCGAUAAUGAGUACAUCGCGAAGCUGCAGCACAAGCGGCGCAUGGAGAGCGACCGGGAACGGCAACAGAAGGUACGCCAGAUAUUUAGCCAUGCUUCGUCGCAGCAGGCCGAAUGGAAUUCGCUCGACAGGAGAGCAAAGUAUCGUAAGUAGAUUGCGUCUUGGAUGGUCGAUUCUGUACUGCGGUACAGAAGUUUUAAGCAUUAGGGUAGCUUAAAGUGCAUUUGAAUACAGUGCUGAGUUAUUGAUAAAAAACAGAUUAGCGCUUAAGCAUCAGUCUGGACGGAAGAGAAACUUAGGAAGAAAAUGUGUCACCAUCUAUUGUAAAAUUACGUUGAAAAAGGAAUAAAUUGCGUUGUUGAAAAGAAA
Molecule: messenger RNA, 2744 nt
Organism: Anopheles stephensi (Asian malaria mosquito)
Lineage: Eukaryota; Metazoa; Arthropoda; Insecta; Diptera; Culicidae
Product: nucleolar protein 14 homolog
Exons: 2
Coding region: 108-2528 (806 amino acids)
Biological process (GO): maturation of SSU-rRNA
Cellular component (GO): Noc4p-Nop14p complex; nucleolus; small-subunit processome
Source: RefSeq, a predicted model, not a curated record